AAGGCACACGAUUGCAGCGAAUCAAACAGCUAUACGCUCACAAUAGAUUACUUUUCAAUCACUGAUCUUUUUACAAAGGAACCUGGACUUCCUAUGGUGGUUGUGUAUUCGGUUUUCCUUGUUCAAGUGACGACUGGAUUGACGAUAGAAGUUGAACAAAUUUUACCUGCUUGCUGAACAAAUCACAUGACCAGCUGAAGUGGAAAGGGUAUAUUUCAUGAUGGUGCUAUACAAGCUUCAAGUGGCAGCCCUGGCAAUGGUCUUGUUCGUGCUGCUUAUAGAAUCAACAUCAGCAAACAACAGGCACUGUGAUGAUGGAUGCAUGAUUUCAACAUUAGGCUUGUCAUGCCAAACCUGCAAGCGUGGUUGUUAUGGAAACCGAUGCUCUCAACGAUGCCGCCAUUGCGACAGUGCCGGAUGUGACAGAGAGACAGGAAUAUGUCACCGAUGUCGCCCUGGACGCUAUGGGGCAGCGUGUCGCCAACGGUGUACCCAAUGCCCAGUCAAGUCUCACUGCGACAGACUCGAUGGCACCUGUAUUAAAACCUGCAAGGUGGGUGUUUUCGGUGUCCUCUGUAAUCACAGAUGUCCACGAAAGUGUAAACGUUCCUUGUGUCGCAAGAAAAAUGGCCAUUGCCAUCUGGGUUGUAAGCCUGGCUGGAAAGGCAUCUCCUGCAACAGCGAGUGUUCCAGUAACUGUCUCCACAAAGUCUGUCACGACAAUGGAGUGUGCAAACAUGGCUGCACUUCCGGUUUCUAUGGACAGCUCUGUGACAAGAAGUGUUCCACCUUGGUCACCGCCGAGUGUGAUAGCUUCACAGGCUGUAGGUCCACCUGCAGACAGGCGCUGUGUCAUCCUAAUAACGGGUCCUGUGUGCAAGGCUGCACACCAGGGUGGAGAGGGUCCCUCUGCAAUGAGCGUUACUCUGACCUGAAUUGUUCAAGCUGCAGUAAUGAAACGUGCAAGGAUGGAUAUCAACCCGGUUUCAGCAGCCACUGUGAUGAUGGGGGCGCAGGAGGCGGGUAUGAGAAUGGACAACUCUGGCGCAUCCUGCUCAUCCUGGGCGCUGUCACCACCACCGCAAUGAUGGGAUCGAUUGCAGCUUACUGUACACGUAAAGAGCUCCGAAGGAAAAAACAAGUGAAAGUUGCAUACAUGAAAGUUGAGAGUCCGGUGUAUUUGGGCACUGUCUCGAAGGAAGUCAAACUGAAGCAGUGAAACCAUAUCCGAAAUUAAGAUGAACUCUAAGAAGUAAACAUUUUCCUAGGAUCCGAAAAUCUACUAUGCACAUUAUCUUUUAGCUAGGAUCUGGAACUCUCAAGAUCCAAAACUUCUAAAGCUUGGACCCUCAAGUCCAAAGGAUGCCCUAAAAUUCGCCAGCCGGACAUCAAAGAAAGUGCAUCAGUACAAAAUGUUCUGCCAAUAGCUCAUGAGUAAAAUAUCUGAACACGUA
Molecule: messenger RNA, 1454 nt
Organism: Haliotis rubra (blacklip abalone)
Lineage: Eukaryota; Metazoa; Mollusca; Gastropoda; Lepetellida; Haliotidae
Product: multiple epidermal growth factor-like domains protein 10
Exons: 5
Coding region: 218-1219 (333 amino acids)
Molecular function (GO): scavenger receptor activity
Source: RefSeq, a predicted model, not a curated record